Messenger RNA from Pedinophyceae sp. YPF-701, 2166 nucleotides. Lineage: Eukaryota; Viridiplantae; Chlorophyta; Pedinophyceae. The record is from the annotation of a GenBank genome assembly.
AUGGGGCUGUGGCCGAAGCGCUCCUCGCUGCCGUCGCAGCCCUCCACGGCGGACGAGCCCAGCCUCCCGAACAAUGUCGACUCGCUGCGGCACAUGGUCAUCGCGCUGAAGAAGGAAAAUGAGUCCCUGCGCAAGGCGGCGCUCGCCGCGAACGGGAGCGGGCCGUCGCCCAGCCGGAGCGGCUACAUGCACAUGUACGAGGAGAUGACGUCGGGCUUCUUCAUCGGCCGCUGGCACCCGCGGUACUUCGUGCUCGCGGGGCAGAGCCUGGUGUACUACUCCCAGGACAAGGACCUCGGCAUGGCGCCCCUCGGCGCCGUGGACGUAGCGGGGUGCGUCGUGGAGUACGAGGGGCGCAAGAAGGGCAAGUACUGGGCGUUUGAGAUCACCGACCAGUACGGGGAGUCGCUCCUGCGGCUGUCGACGGAGAACCACGCCGACUCGGACCGCUGGGUGAACGCGCUGGAGAACGCCGGGUGCUCGGUCAUCGGCUUGACGGUGAGCGUGCGCAACAGCGACGCGUCCGGCCGCAACACCGUCGGCGGGGCCGACAGCGGCGACAACGACACCGCCACCUCCGGGCUCCGCGGCGGCAAGCGCGGGAGCUACGGCCCCGGGUCGCGCCGCACCUCCACGGGGGGCGGCGGCCUGCGGCGGCGCACGGUGGGCGACCAACGCGCCAGGGAGGGCGACGCGGACGGGAGGCUCCUGGAGCGCAGGGACGAGGGGCGGGCGUCCGACGGGGCGAAGAGCGAGAAGGCGGCGCGCGAGGGCCGCGAGGAGGACCGGCGCGCGGGGCUGCGGCCGCGCAUGCGCGGGUCGACGCCGCUGCACCGCCAGCCGCGCUUCUCGAUCCUGUCGUCUGAGCAGCUGUCGCACCACAGGCACUCGGGGAUGAUCAACCUGGGCAUGGUGAUCCUGUUCGCGACCAACUCGCGCCUGAUCCUCGAGAACCUUCUCAAGUACGGCGUGCUCUUCCGCCCGAUGGACUGGCUCGCGGAGCUGGGCAUCGCGCCCGGCGGCAGCGCGAUCUCGCCGCUCGUGUCGCUGUGCUGGGCGCUCCUGGCCACCACGCUCUUCCUCGGGCUGCAGAUCGAGAAGCUGGGUAACAGCCUGUACGUGGGCGAGAAGGCCGGGCGGCGGCGCGCGCGCGUCACGGAGGCCGUGCUGUUCGUGCUGAACCUGCUCAACACGUCCGCGGCGCUGGUCGUCCCGUGCACGGCCAUCGUGGCCACGCGCGCGCCGCCGGUGCCGUCGUUCGCGCUGUGCACUUGCGCGGUGGUGGUGUGGAUGAAGCUGGUGUCGUACGCGCACUUCCACGUUGACAUCCGCUCGCGGCGGCGCAAGCGGCAGAAGGUCCCGGGCGAGCGCGGGUCGGACGACGACCUGUACGCCGUCGACAGCCACCUCCAGUGGCCCGAGAACCUCACGCUGGGCAACAUGGCGUACUUCGCGGCGGCCCCGACGCUCAUCUAUCAGAUGGCGUACCCGCGCAGCCCGCGCGUGCGGCACCGCUGGCUCCUGCGGCGCGUGGCGGAGCUGGUGCUGUACAUCACGGUGAUGAUGUUCAUCAUCGAACAGUACAUCCAGCCGACGAUGCGCAACUCGAUGCGGCCGCUCGACGACAUGGACUGGGUGCGCGUCGCCGAGCGCGUCCUGAAGCUGUCGAUCCCUGUGCUCUACCUCUGGCUGUGCAUGUUCUACGUGCUCUUCCACCUCUGGCUCAACAUCCUGGCCGAAGUGCUGCGGUUCGGGGACCGGGAGUUCUACCGCGACUGGUGGAACGCGAGCACGAUCGAGGAGUACUGGCGCAUGUGGAACAUGCCCGUGCACAAGUGGCUCCUGCGGCACGUCUACUUCCCGCUGGUCGCCAUGCGCAUCCCGCGGUCGGCGUCGAUGCUCGCGUGCUUCUUCGUGUCCGCGGUCUUCCACGAGCUCGCCGUCGGCGUCCCGCUGCACGUGGUGCGCGCCUGGGCCUUCUUCGGCAUCAUGUUCCAGGUCCCCAUGGUGAUGAUCACCAACUGGAUGAAGAAGUCGCUGCGCCACGAGACGCUCGGCAACAUCUUCUUCUGGAUCUCCUUCUGCAUCCUCGGACAGCCCAUCUCCAUCCUCCUCUACUACCACGACUACUUCCUCAGCCAGCUCAACGGAGCGGGGACCCUCUGA